AUGCCUCCGAUUGAUUACUCAAAGUGGGACAACAUCGACACCGAUUCGGAGCCAGAGGCAUCGCCCCAGCAAGCGCCAGCAGCAAAACCCACCCCGCCGCACGCAUGCCUCGCCGCCGAUGGGUACAUCAGGUUUGAGGGAAACGCACAGCAAGCCGAGAAACGCAAGUUUCCCCUUUGGUCUGCCACUACAAUCCCUGCGAAUCAUGUCGUGUUUUCGCAGUCGGUGCCGUCCGUCCCAGGGCUCAUCGAGGUCCCGCUGGUCCUGGAUCGGACGGGGACUCAGUCCGUCAACGAGGCAGACCUCGACAACCAGAUUGCUACGUACCUCAAUAUUGAUGCCAACUCCGGGUUUGCACCUCCAGACUGGCAGUCACAAGUUGGCACCGUCGUGGUCGCGCGCAAGGACAGGAAGCCAUUUUAUCCGCAGCAUCUCGAAGGAGUGUGGAUGUUCUGCGACCAUAUCCUGGACCUGUUCGGGAAGGAGACGGGCCGCCGAGGUGGCUUUACAGCCGCCAGGCGUUCGAGGAAUGGUGGGUAA
Hirsutella rhossiliensis is the source of this 540-nucleotide messenger RNA. RefSeq lists its product as uncharacterized. The transcript is spliced from 2 exons. The record is from RefSeq and is a predicted model, not a curated record. Bases 1 to 540 code for a protein of 179 amino acids. NCBI's taxonomy places the organism in Eukaryota, Fungi, Ascomycota, Sordariomycetes, Hypocreales, Ophiocordycipitaceae.